AGGAUGUGGUUUUCAGAGAGGCGACAUUUCAAGUUGCAAGAGAAAUAUUGGAGCCACACGAUUUCAUGCUUUUUUCCACGGGCUCUUAUUGUCUGAUCUUUGUACCUUCCUUGGUCUGGGCAUCAGGAGGCCCGGUCCCGAGUGAACAUGCUACCGCUUUCACCACUGGGUGCUCCCGGGCAUGCGGGGCACGUCUUGGUAUCUCAUUUAUGCCCUCAUCAGUGAGGACUUGCAGCGCUGUGCCCGGCCACGUCGGACCGCGGGAGCCACAGCCGUCUUCCCUCCGCGGCCUCCUUCCCCUGACGCUCUCAGCAGCCUCGAGUCCUGGCCAUCCGCAGAAGCCUUCGCAGCAGGAUGGAAAUGCAGUGAGGUGCGGGGGCUGAGCACUGCUGACCAGACGUGGGACGCUGGUGGUUCGCGGGUCACUGAGGCUGGACAACGUUCAUGGCUCUCGGGUAGAACCCAGUGAAACGGCCAGAAUGAAUUCUAUGGACAGGCACAUCCAACAGACCAAUGACCGACUACAGUGCAUCAAGCAGCACUUACAGAACCCUGCUAACUUCCACAAUGCCGCCACGGAGCUGCUGGACUGGUGUGGGGACCCGCGAGCCUUCCAGCGGCCCUUCGAGCAGAGCCUGAUGGGCUGUUUGACGGUGGUCAGUCGGGUGGCAGCACAGCAAGGGUUCGACCUGGACCUCGGUUACAGACUGCUGGCAGUGUGCGCUGCGAAUCGAGACAAGUUCACUCCGAAGUCUGCGGCCCUGCUGUCCUCCUGGUGCGAGGAGCUCGGCCGCCUGCUGCUUCUCCGACAUCAGAAGAGCCGCCAGAGCGACGCCCCCGGGAAACUCCCCAUGCAGCCUCCCCUCAACUCCAUGAGCUCCAUGAAACCCACUCUGUCGCACAGUGAUGGGUCGUUCCCCUAUGACUCUGUCCCUUGGCAGCAGAACACCAACCAGCCUCCCGGCUCCCUCUCCGUGGUCACCACGGUUUGGGGAGUGACCAACACAUCCCAGAGCCAGGUCCUCGGGAACCCUAUGGCCAAUGCCAACAACCCCAUGAAUCCAGGCGGCAACCCUAUGGCAUCGGGCAUGACCACCAGCAACCCCGGCCUCAACUCCCCCCAGUUUGCUGGGCAGCAGCAACAGUUCUCGGCCAAGGCCGGGCCCGCUCAGCCCUACAUCCAGCAGAGCAUGUACGGCCGGCCCAACUACCCCGGCAGCGGGGGCUUCGGGGCCAGCUACCCCGGGGGUCCUAACGCCCCCGCAGGCAUGGGCAUCCCUCCGCACACCAGGCCGCCCGCUGACUUCACUCAGCCGGCGGCUGCUGCCGCGGCAGCUGCAGUGGCGGCGGCGGCGGCCACAGCCACGGCCACGGCCACGGCCACUGUGGCAGCCUUGCAGGAGACGCAGAACAAGGAUAUAAACCAGUACGGACCGAUGGGUCCCACCCAGGCGUAUAACAGCCAAUUCAUGAACCAGCCCGGGCCGCGGGGGCCUGCCUCCAUGGGGGGCAGCAUGAACCCCGCAAGCAUGGCGGCUGGCAUGACACCCUCGGGGAUGAGCGGCCCUCCUAUGGGGAUGAACCAGCCCCGGCCGCCCGGCAUCAGCCCCUUUGGCACCCAUGGGCAGCGGAUGCCCCAGCAGACCUACCCGGGGCCCCGGCCCCAGUCCCUGCCUAUUCAAAGCAUAAAGAGGCCAUACCCGGGAGAGCCCAACUAUGGAAACCAGCAAUAUGGACCAAACAGCCAGUUCCCCACCCAGCCAGGCCAGUACCCUACCCCCAACCCCCCACGGCCGCUCACCUCUCCCAACUACCCCGGGCAAAGGAUGCCCAGCCAGCCGAGCACGGGGCAGUACCCACCCCCCACGGUCAACAUGGGGCAGUAUUACAAGCCAGAGCAAUUUAAUGGACAAAACAACACCUUCUCGGGAAGCAGCUACAGUAACUACAGCCAGGGGAACGUCAAUAGGCCUCCUAGGCCGGUUCCUGUGGCAAAUUACCCCCACUCACCUGUUCCAGGGAACCCCACGCCCCCCAUGACCCCCGGGAGCAGCAUCCCCCCGUACCUGUCCCCCAGCCAAGACGUUAAACCACCCUUCCCGCCUGACAUCAAGCCAAAUAUGAGCGCUCUGCCACCACCCCCAGCCAACCACAAUGACGAGCUGCGGCUCACGUUCCCUGUGCGGGACGGCGUGGUGCUGGAGCCCUUCCGCCUGGAGCACAACCUGGCUGUCAGCAACCACGUCUUUCACCUGCGGCCCACAGUCCACCAGACCCUGAUGUGGAGGUCCGACCUGGAGCUGCAGUUCAAGUGCUACCACCACGAGGACCGGCAGAUGAACACCAACUGGCCGGCCUCGGUGCAGGUCAGCGUGAACGCCACGCCCCUCACCAUCGAGCGCGGGGACAACAAGACCUCCCACAAGCCCCUGCACCUCAAGCACGUGUGCCAGCCGGGCCGCAACACCAUCCAGAUCACCGUCACGGCCUGCUGCUGCUCCCACCUCUUCGUGCUGCAGCUGGUCCACCGGCCCUCCGUGCGCUCCGUGCUGCAAGGCCUCCUCAAGAAACGCCUCCUGCCCGCGGAGCAUUGUAUCACGAAAAUCAAGCGGAAUUUCAGCAGCGUGGCUGCCUCGUCAGGCAACACGACCCUCAACGGAGAGGAUGGCGUGGAGCAGACAGCCAUCAAGGUGUCUCUGAAGUGCCCCAUCACAUUCCGGCGCAUCCAGCUGCCUGCUCGAGGUCACGACUGCAAGCACGUCCAGUGCUUUGACCUGGAGUCGUACCUGCAGCUGAAUUGUGAGAGAGGGACCUGGCGGUGUCCUGUGUGCAAUAAAACGGCUCUGCUUGAGGGCCUGGAGGUGGAUCAGUACAUGUGGGGCAUCCUGAACGCCAUCCAACACUCCGAGUUUGAAGAGGUCACCAUCGACCCCACGUGCAGCUGGCGGCCAGUCCCCAUCAAGUCAGACCUGCACAUUAAAGAUGACCCAGAUGGCAUCCCCUCCAAGCGGUUCAAGACCAUGAGUCCCAGCCAGAUGAUCAUGCCCAACGUCAUGGAAAUGAUCGCAGCCCUGGGCCCUGGCCCAUCCCCCUACCCACUCCCGCCUCCACCGGGGGGCGCCAACUCCAACGAUUACAGCAACCAAGGCAACAACUACCAGGGCCAUGGCAACUUUGACUUCCCCCACGGAAACCCUGGCGGGACGUCCAUGAACGACUUCAUGCACGGGCCGCCCCAGCUCUCCCACCCCCCGGACAUGCCCAACAACAUGGCCGCCCUCGAGAAACCCCUCAGUCACCCCAUGCAGGAAACUAUGCCACACGCUGGCAGUUCUGACCAGCCCCAUCCCUCCAUACAACAAGGUUUGCACGUCCCACACCCCAGCAGCCAGUCAGGGCCUCCAUUACAUCACAGUGGGGCUCCUCCUCCUCCUUCCCAGCCUCCCCGGCAACCGCCACAGGCCGCUCCCAGCAACCAUCCACACAGCGACCUGACCUUUAACCCCUCCUCAGCCUUAGAGGGUCAGGCCGGAGCACAGGGAGCAUCCGACAUGCCGGAGCCUUCGCUGGAUCUCCUUCCAGAACUCACAAAUCCCGAUGAGCUCCUCUCGUACCUGGAUCCCCCCGACCUGCCGAGCAAUAGUAACGAUGACCUCCUGUCUCUCUUUGAGAACAACUGAAGCCCACCCCUCCACUGGGGCCAUCCCCCCCCACUCUGCCUCCUUCCCCGUCUGUCCCACACACACUUUACCACUGGGAGCCCAUGCCCUCAGACCGCCCCUGCUGCGGCCUUCUCAGAGCGGAGGGGCGGGAGGGUGCACUGUGAAGGCUGUGUGGGUCUGGUGCCCGUGCCCAGAGCAGGCCCUGAAGAUGAGCCUCGAGGUGGGGAACCGGCCCGGCGAGAGGGCACACGCUGACAAAGCCUUCCUGGUCCCUCUGUGUGUGCUGAUUCCAAACGACCCUCCAGUGCCCCCCGAGGUUCUUCCGGUUUCUAAACUGUAACCCUGCCUCCCUGCUUCCUGGCCCAGAGCCUCCUUCAAGUGACUGAGCCUGAGAGAAGGCGCCCCGAGACCCAGGCAGGCCCCGAGCCUUGGAGGAGCAGUGACGGUUGGCGGCAGUGAGAAUGGCCCACCCACCACCACCACCACCACCACCACCACCACCACCACAGAAAAGCACAAACCUCUGGGAAAGAGAACUCUCUCAGGGGCCAAGGUCGUCGCUUUGACCCCUGACCUCUAAGCCAAGAUACCCUGUAAACACUCUCUCUCAGAAAGCAGAGAAAAAAAGGACAAGAUUCUGUGUUCGAGAGAGGGUGUGCCAUUCCUGCUUGGGGACCGGUGGGAGAGGGGGUCAGGGCCUCCUCAGAGCCAGGACAGUGCAGCUGGCCCCAUGACCUCUGGACUCAGUCCGGGGCCCGGCCUCGGGGAGCAGAGGGAGAGAGUCCCCAGCCAAAAUUACUGUGCCCUUAGUUGGGGGGCAGGGGGAUGCCGCCAGCCGGAGUCCGAUAGGAACGGCAACUUACAACUUUGCUCCGAGCCACUCCCUGUUUUUCAAUGACGAUUAAUUAAGCUACGGAGUCAUCUGAGAAAGGGGACGGUAGACUUGGACGGCAAGCAACCCAUUUCUCUCCACGCGUCCUGUUUCCUCCCUCCUGCCCCCACCCACGUCUCCCAGACUGUUACGGGGGACACCUGCUUCCCUCUGUCCCACUUCUGCUGUGUCCGCCCCGACAGCCGGGUGGGCCGGUGGAGGGGCGGGGGAGGCUCAGGCGCCUGUGCGGGCAUGGUGCAGGCACCUCUCCGGCCCCCCCCCCCCGUCCCGGCUGUCCCUGUGCUCAAGGCUGCCCCAGCUGCACCCCGGUCCGUCACCACACGUGCCGGGAUGUGCCCGCCAGCGUCACGUGGUGUCUCUGUGCCGCACUUGGCUGCCGGCCUCUCCUUCCCUCUGUGUCCCCCUGCCCUGCAAAGCUGCCCACACUCCUGCUCACCGGAGCAGAAGCAGCCUCUGGUCUUUCCCUCCACUGCCUCGCUCCAUCCGGCUUACUGCUCUCGGAGUCUCCCGGGUAGCUUGUGGGGCGUCCGUUUCGUCUGGGGGUCCUCUGUCCCCCUAAGCCGCAUGGCCUGUGAUGCUGCUGGGCCGUCACUUGGGUCACGUCUGUGAAUUCGUUGCGCCCCUCCCUGCUGCUGCCUGGGGUCUCCUGCUUCCCGUCCACUGUCCGUGUUCUCGAGCUCCGUCUCCCCCUGUGGCGGGUGGUCCCCAGCACUCCUCUGGAUUUGACCGGAACGGUGGCCCCAGCUGUUGAUUUCCAGUCACUGUACCAGACAGCCGGCACAAGGUUUUCUGUAGGAAAGCUGCCAUUGUCCCCGCCCCCUUUUCCUUUGUCCCGUUGUCGAGGUUUUUUCAAACAGCGUGGUGUUCAGUAUGCAAAUCAAUUAUUUUGAGAAUUGCUUUUGUAAAUAUCUUUGUGAAUAUUUUAGUAUUGUCUUUGAUAAUAUUCAACAUUUUCAUGACCUGGUUAUAGCCUUUGCUGGUGUUUUUAAAAGACCUUGACUCAACAACAA
This is a messenger RNA of Leopardus geoffroyi (Geoffroy's cat), 5564 nucleotides long. It is a transcript of the gene ZMIZ1, whose product is annotated as zinc finger MIZ-type containing 1. The coding region runs from base 480 to 3680 and encodes 1066 amino acids. Gene Ontology annotation, biological process: regulation of transcription by RNA polymerase II; protein sumoylation. The transcript has 24 exons. Lineage: Eukaryota; Metazoa; Chordata; Mammalia; Carnivora; Felidae. The record is from RefSeq and is a predicted model, not a curated record. Gene Ontology annotation, molecular function: SUMO ligase activity; zinc ion binding.